Molecule: messenger RNA, 1371 nt
Organism: Galdieria sulphuraria
Lineage: Eukaryota; Rhodophyta; Bangiophyceae; Galdieriales; Galdieriaceae
Exons: 1
Coding region: 27-1049 (340 amino acids)
Biological process (GO): protein-phycocyanobilin linkage
Source: RefSeq, a predicted model, not a curated record
CGAUUUUCAACUACUUGAGGAGCCAUAUGGUUCUUAAGAUGAGGAGAAAAUGCGACAAAGAUAAAUUAUCAAAAGGGAGAUUGGUGGAGAUCUCCUGGAAACCAACUGAACACUUCCAAGUAAUGGAAAAACACGAUACUUUUAAGGCUUUAUCUUUUUGUAACAGUUGUUUGAUACCUAUUCGUAGACCCUGUCAUGGCUUGGCAUUCAGGAAUACCAAGUUUCCAAGCAGAAACCAAAGUUGGUGGAAGGGAAGAAACGUCACCUUGGCCAUGGAAACUUCAGGUGAAGGGGAGCUUCGAGAAUCUCCAUAUGCGUUGUACAAGGGAGAAGUUGUGAACUCUCCGGACCCUAAGAAUGCCAUGGACUUUUUUCGCCUUCGAGAAGGUCAUUGGAGUUCUUGGAGAGUGACCCACCACCUUGCUUUUCGUCGAGACGAACAAGGCGUAUCCGAUAUCACUAUGAAAGUAUUGGAGAAGAGCGACCCAAGAAUUGUCGAAUUAUGUGAAGCUCACCAUCUGGAUCCUUCCCUUGCAGCGGGUGGAUGCUACGUAGAGUGGGCUGCUCAAUUGUCGUGGGACCAAGAAGGAGAAAAUCAUGAAGGAUCUACUGUCUUUGCUAUUGUUCCCGAUGACGCUCAUUGUUGUAGUGGUAAGUUAUUGAGAGACAGAGGAUAUGCAGAGAUUGUGCAGGUCGCUGGGACGUUUAGGUUGACUCCUAGUAAAGAACUAGUGUUGCAUACUCCAUAUGAUGGAGGCGAUGUAGAAGAAACUUUUUCUUUUAUUGGCAAAGACUUAGUAAUUCGUUCAAGUACGGUGAAAAGAUUUGGAGGAUUUUCAACUGCUACCUUUUCAACAGAGCGUCGAAAGGACGUGGCAAGUGUAAAAGAUGGGAUUGUAUUUACAGAAGAAAUGAUGCCUUUUGGAGGGCCCUCAAUGGCAUCCCAAAUGAAGGAACCCAAUGAAAGACCAAAGAAUCCGUAUCAAAAUAUGAAUCAGCGCACUUUCCAAUCAACGGGAGCCCUGGACUUCCUGAACGAGGGUGCGUGAAACAAGGAACAGAAGACCUCGGAAAAUGACACGUGGUCACGUCGCGUUGAAUUUCUCCGGACCGAGUGUAGAAUAUUCAUGAUGUUUGAAGAACAAAGUUAUCUUUUUGAUGAAAUUCUUUUUAAAAAAUAAAAAUGACAUCCAUAGCACAGGUUCCCUCUGCAAAGAGAACAAAGUUGCCAUUUGGUGAGUCGUGGGUCUUGGAAAUUGUUUGUUUCUGCGUACUUGCCACGGCCUCAAACUUACUUGGUUGACCAUUUCAGCUUUCCCUUACUAGAGCAGUUUUCAACUGACUGGUUAUCUUGCCGGUUAAAGUUGUGAG